AUGUCCCGCCGGGAGAUUGCAGAGUCCGAGAAAGAUGUCGAUGUCAUAGCGUGCGUUGGCCCGGAAGGGGAGCGCGUGGGGAAACUGGUCCUCGUCAAGCAGACGUCUCGAGGCACUCUGCCGGAAUUGAAGCAAGUCGCCAGCAAUGUUCUCAGCAGGGUCGCAACCCGGCUCACAAAUCGAGACAUUGUAGACCCUGGCCCUCCUCCGGACGGUGGGUUGAAAGCAUGGACCCAGGUGGCAAUGGCAUGGAUUGUCUGCUUCUGUACCUGGGGCUACAUCAACUCCUUCGGCGCCUUCCAAAGCUACUAUACCGGGACGUUGGGAGAGUCCCAGUCAACGAUAGCCUGGAUCGGAUCGGUCCAGCUCUGGCUCGUCUUCGUCGCGAGCGCCGUUUCCGGGCGGGCGCUGGAUGCCGGAUUGUUCAUCCCAACGUUGUUCAUUGGAUCCGUGAUUCAAGUCACCGGCAUCUUCAUGACCAGUCUCUGUAAGGUAUUCUGGCAGCUCGUCCUUGCCCAGGGCAUCUGCACGGGACUCGGUAGCGGAAUAUUCUUCUGUCCAGCCCUGGGCUUGGUGACAACCUACUUCAACAAAAACCGGGGCGUGGCCGUCGCCAUCGUCACCACCGGCAAUUCCGCAGGCGGCGCGGUGUAUCCCAUCAUUGUGCGACAACUUCUACCCAAGAUUGGCUUCGCUUGGACCGUGAGGGUAUUGGGCUUUGUGAAUCUGGCAUUGCUCGGAACCGCGCUGGCCUUCAUGCGUCCGAGGCUCCCUCCUCGCAAAGCCGGCCCGAUCGUCGAAUUGAGGGCCUUCUUGGAGGUACCGUAUGUGUGCGUCGUGGUCGGAAUGUCCUUUGUCUUUGGCGGACUGUUCUUCACCUAUUAUUACCUCGCCUCCUACGGCCGCUCCAUCAUCGGCAUGAGCUAUUCCGACUCAUUGACCAUGCUCAUUGUCUUCAACGCGGCCGGGAUCCCAAUGCGUCUGGUGACCGGGUACAUCACGGACCGGUUUCUGGGGCCACUGAAUACGAUGGUCCCUCUACUCCUCAUCCACGCCUUGUUCGGUUUUGUCUGGAUCGCCAUCGAUUCCCAACCGGGCAUGUACGUUUUCUCCAUCUUCUUUGGCUUCUCUGCCGGCGCUUUUCAGUGCCUCUUCCCAACCACGGUUUCGAGUCUGACCACCGAUAUGAGUAAAAAUGGCAUGCGGAUGGGCAUGGCCUUUUCCGUGUUUAGCUUUUCUGGUCUUGCAGGCCCGCCCGUGGCAGGCGUGUUAUUGUCAACAAAUGGUGGUGGAAGAGGCGGUUAUUUGGUCGCGCAGUUGUGUCUGGGCUUCAGCACGGUCGUGGGAGCAAUUCUCCUCGCCUGUGGCCGGGUGUACAAGGCAGGUUGGAAUUUGAAGCAAAAGUGUUAA
Messenger RNA from Capronia epimyces CBS 606.96, 1410 nucleotides. RefSeq lists its product as uncharacterized. Lineage: Eukaryota; Fungi; Ascomycota; Eurotiomycetes; Chaetothyriales; Herpotrichiellaceae. The transcript has 2 exons. Gene Ontology annotation, molecular function: transmembrane transporter activity. Gene Ontology annotation, biological process: transmembrane transport. The coding region runs from base 1 to 1410 and encodes 469 amino acids. The record is from RefSeq and is a predicted model, not a curated record. Gene Ontology annotation, cellular component: fungal-type vacuole membrane.